AUGGUUAAGUUAGUUUUAGUUAGACACGGUCAAUCCGAAUGGAAUGAAAAGAACUUGUUCACCGGUUGGGUCGACUGUCGUUUGUCCGACGUCGGUAAGAAGGAAGCUGCCAGAGCCGGUGAAUUGCUCAAGGAAGCUGGAAUCAAGGCCGACAUUUUGUACACCUCCAAGUUGUCCAGAGCCAUCCAAACCGCCAACAUCGCCUUGGACCACGCCGACCAAUUGUUCGUUCCAGUCAAGAGAUCCUGGAGAUUGAACGAAAGACACUACGGUGCUUUGCAAGGUAAGGACAAGGCCCAAACCUUGGAAACUUACGGUCAAGAAAAGUUCCAAAUCUGGAGAAGAUCUUUCGAUGUUCCACCUCCAACCAUUGAGGACGACUCUGAGUUCUCCCAGGUCGGUGACGUCAGAUACAGCGAUGUCGACCCAGCUGUGUUGCCAAAGACCGAAUCCUUGAAGUUGGUCAUUGACAGAUUGUUGCCAUACUGGCAAGACGAGAUUUCCGCUGACUUGUUGGCCGGAAAGACCGUUUUGGUUGCUGCCCACGGUAACUCCUUGAGAGCUUUGGUCAAGCACUUGGACAAGAUUUCCGACGAGGAAAUUGCUGGUUUGAACAUCCCAACUGGUAUUCCAUUGGUCUACGAAUUGGACGAGAAGUUGCAACCAACCAAGCCUGCCUACUACUUGGACCCAGAAGCUGCUGCUGCCGGUGCUGCUGCCGUUGCUGCUCAAGGUUCUAAGAAGUAA
Molecule: messenger RNA, 747 nt
Organism: Suhomyces tanzawaensis NRRL Y-17324
Lineage: Eukaryota; Fungi; Ascomycota; Pichiomycetes; Serinales; Debaryomycetaceae
Gene: GPM1
Product: phosphoglycerate mutase
Exons: 1
Coding region: 1-747 (248 amino acids)
Biological process (GO): glycolytic process
Molecular function (GO): intramolecular phosphotransferase activity
Source: RefSeq, a predicted model, not a curated record